Molecule: messenger RNA, 1504 nt
Organism: Ipomoea nil (Japanese morning glory)
Lineage: Eukaryota; Viridiplantae; Streptophyta; Magnoliopsida; Solanales; Convolvulaceae
Product: protein trichome birefringence-like 34
Exons: 6
Coding region: 112-1422 (436 amino acids)
Cellular component (GO): Golgi apparatus
Molecular function (GO): O-acetyltransferase activity
Source: RefSeq, a predicted model, not a curated record
UUGAUAUUUAAUUCAAAUAGUUUUCUUGAAAAUGAUUUAUGUCAACAGUAUUGUGUCUUCAUCGUUCAUCCACCCAGUCUAUACAUAAUUCAGCAAUUAUAAGUUGGCACAAUGAAUCACAUAUACAGAAUCGAGACUGGACAAAUGGGAUACCACCAGGAAAUCAAAACAAGUAGAAAAAUGGGAAGCACAGAUCAGAGAGCAGCAGGGCAUCAUGCUUCAUCUUGGAUUAUCAGAUACAACCUCCAUUCCAUCAUUGGGAGCUUUCUUCUGGCAUUUGUGGUUGUCACAUUUUACAUGACUGGGGGUACUGAAGAUGUGGUCCAGGGACAAGUGCAUCAGAUUUCGCGAAAGGGGUUGAUCCAAAGGUGCAAUUUGUUCUCAGGGAGAUGGGUUUAUGACAACGAAUCGUAUCCGUUGUACAAGGAGCAAGAGUGUUCUUUCAUGGUGGAAGAUUUUGUUUGUCAGAAGCAUGGGAGAAAGGACUUGGAGUAUCAGCAUUGGAGGUGGCAGCCCCAUGAUUGUGAUCUCCCAAGGUUUAAUGCUACUGCAUUAAUGGAGAAGCUGGGAGGGAAGAGGCUUAUAUUUGUAGGAGAUUCUCUGAUGAAGAACCAGUGGAUGUCAAUGGUGUGCAUGGUUGAAUCUUCUUUAGCUCCAUCUUUCAAAUCCUCCAUUUGGAAAGGCAAUUUGGUAACUUUUGAAUCCAAGGAAUACAAUGCCACAAUCGACUUCUAUUGGUCUCCAUUGCUGGUGGAAUCCAACUGUGAUGAUCCAAUUAACCAUCAUGUCCGGAAUCGAAUUGCCAGAAUAAAGGCAAUUGAGAAGCAUGCCAGGCAAUGGACUGAUGCAGAUAUUGUGGUUUUUGGUUCCUUUAUGUGGUGGCUAGAGCCCACCAUGACCCUCCUGUGGGGGUCAUUCGAGAGCCCGGAUGCAGUGUACAAGAGGGUAGCAAUGAAGCUUCGUCGCUAUGAAAUGGCACUGGAAACAUGGUCGGAUUGGCUCGAGUUCAACAUCAACACAACAAGAACACAGCUGUUCUUCAUGAGCCUCUCCCCUUACCAUAAACUGGCAGGGGAUUGGGGCAUGCCGGAGGAUCAGAACUGCUACAAUGAAACACAACCAAUCUCAAGAAUGGAUUACUGGGGAAGAGGAUCGGAUAAAGGAAUGAUGCGCACUGCAGAGGGAGUUAUACAGCGGCUGGAGAGCAAAGGUCUGAGAAUCCAAUACAUAAACAUAACACAACUCUCAGAUUACAGAAAAGAUGGUCACACUUCCAUUUACAAGAAGCAUUGGGAAGCUCCAACGGAAGAACAGUUGUUGGACCCAAAGAGCUACUCAGAUUGUGUGCAUUGGUGCUUGCCUGGAGUCCCUGAUGUUUGGAAUCAAAUUCUUUAUGCCUACAUUAUGCUUCAGGAUUCAUAGUAUACACUUUCUUUCUCAAAAUCCUUUGGAAUCUAGUUAAGGAUGUUUUCAUAUUUUGAUUUCAUUCUUCUUGUUACUGUCA